Dreissena polymorpha is the source of this 747-nucleotide messenger RNA. RefSeq lists its product as uncharacterized. Lineage: Eukaryota; Metazoa; Mollusca; Bivalvia; Myida; Dreissenidae. The coding region runs from base 36 to 653 and encodes 205 amino acids. The record is from RefSeq and is a predicted model, not a curated record. The transcript has 4 exons.
AAAAAACGAAAGUGCACAUCAGACAAAGAAAAGCAAUGGAUAUGAAUGGAUGUUGCCACUGUGUAGCAUUAUGUUUGUGUUUGGCGUGGUCAGUAAGUGGUGGAGACGUUGUGUUAGCUGUGAGGACGGACAGUGCCCGCACCCCGGCAGCCAAUCUCUUGCACGACGGUUUCCACUGCUACCAGUGCUCCUUUGAUCGGUACAACAAAGCAGAAUGGAACAAGGAGGAGUGUAUUACCAACCCGGAAACAAUCCGACCGACAUUCCCGUGUAACGAAACCAGCUACUGCAUCACUCAGGCAAAAUUUGAUACCGAAUCGGGGACUGUUAUCUACUUCUACCGGUCAUGCAGCUUAACGCCGAUGGAUUACUGCGACACCAAUGGACCGGAACUACUGACUGCGAUUUCGUGCCAAGGCGAACUCUGUAAUAACCACACCGAACUCUACCGGAUAUGUUCAGUUACAACUGACAACAUAUCCUCGACCGGGUAUGAAAUAUUGCCAUCCCUUGGUAGAACGAUGUAUGAAACAACUACACCGAUCUGGGAAUGUAACAUCGCCUCAAGUAUCAAAAUGACGUAUAUCCUUUCUCACAGUGAAAAUCUGCUGAUGAGCUUGUGCAUAGUUAUGAUUUCUGAUUUAUACAUCUGAUGAAGAUGUUAUGUAUUUGGACUUAGGACCUGUCAUGACCCUUUACUUCGUACAGAUAAUCACUUGUUGGUGCAAAAUAAAGCAACGGAACUUA